AUGGUUGAAGAACUAGAGAAAGCCUUCAAAGUGCUGUUAUGCACUGAAGAGGAAAAAGUAACCCUGGCAGUCUACCAGCUUCAAGAAAAUGCAAGCAAUUGGUGGAGAGCCACCAGAGGUCAAGUGUUCCCCGCAGGUACUGCCCCGACUUGGACUGUUUUUAUCGAGACCUUCAAUGGCAAGUAUUUCUCGAAAAGUGCCCAAGAGCAGAAGUUGGCUGAAUUCAUGAAACUUCGCCAGGGUCAGAGGUCGGUAGACCAAUAUGAGGUCAAGUUCGCAAGGCUGUCUAAAUUUUCCCCAAGAAUGGUAAAGGACCCAGUGGACAAAGCCAGGAGGUUCCGAAAUGGACUGAAGCCGGACCUCCGCAGUCAGAUGAUCUCACUAAACUUGAGAGGAUAUCAUGAGAUAUAUGACCGAGCUCAGGCAAUCAAGCAUGAUUUAAUGGAUCGGGCUACCGCUUUUGGAUCGCGGCAGGCCCCGGCUUGGGACAAUCGUCGUUUUGGGAAGAGACCUAUGACGGGAAAUAAUCAUUUUGUUCCCCUUGUUCAAAGAAAUAUCGGGAAGCCUAAUCGCUUUCAGAACGCCCCGUGUAGGUUAUGUGGAGGGAGACACGGGAAUGGACCUUGCCCAAAUAGGGGCGGAGCGUGUUUUAUUUGUGGCGGAAUGGGCCAUCAGUUCAGGAAAUGCCCCAAUAACAGACAGGCUGGGUCGCCUGCGCUGCUGCCACCGCCGCCCCGGAAUGGAAAUCAGUUCGGAGCUAUCUAG
This is a messenger RNA of Syzygium oleosum, 765 nucleotides long. RefSeq lists its product as uncharacterized. The transcript has a single exon. The coding region runs from base 1 to 765 and encodes 254 amino acids. Gene Ontology annotation, molecular function: zinc ion binding; nucleic acid binding. The record is from RefSeq and is a predicted model, not a curated record. NCBI's taxonomy places the organism in Eukaryota, Viridiplantae, Streptophyta, Magnoliopsida, Myrtales, Myrtaceae.